UUAUUAAGCCCCAACACUGAAUCUUUAUGAACUCAAGUGCUAACACCAAUGAUUUCAUGGUUAUGACAGGGGUGGACUGACAACUCAUGGGGCCCCCGGGCAAUAGGGGAUCAUGGGGCCCCUGUGUCCUUGCCCAAACUCAAAAAAAGCCUAUGAAAAAGAUACCAGGGGCAUCUCAUGGGGCCCCCUACUGAACCUGGGCCCUCGGGCAGUGCCCGAGUUUCCAAAUGGUCAGUCCUCCCCU
Staurois parvus is the source of this 244-nucleotide messenger RNA. Lineage: Eukaryota; Metazoa; Chordata; Amphibia; Anura; Ranidae. The record is from the annotation of a GenBank genome assembly.